GCAUCUAGAGCUUUGGCAUUUAUUUUGUUCUCAGUUCAGACUAUAUUAUUAAACACAUCAGGUUAUCUUGUUAAAAUAAAACAGAUAUUAUCAAUUAUUCAGCAGAUUUUUAGCUGAUUUCUAAAAUUUUGCUAGAAACUUAAUUUGCCAUACAGGGACAAAAACAGAUCUAGUGUGCAUUUUUUGUAUAUUUGCAUUUUUAUUCUGCGCAUGUGUCAUUUCAUGCUCAUUUAUUGCUAGAUAGCAGAUGAAAUCAUGGAUCCCCUCUCAUCCUGGUGUUCAUUUUUGUUGUUUUUCUUGCAGUGUACGUCCAUGGAGGCAUCACAUGACCCGUUAAUCUUCAGUGUAUUUCCGCGUUCACGACGGCCGAGCUCUCAUCAAUGACUCUCCAUGGAGGUGUGCGCGGCUUCACCUAAAGCAUCCCCGCCGUCCUGCCUCCCCUCCGUUUGCCGCCGCCGCCGCUGCUGCUGCUGCUGCUGCUGCUUCUUCCUCUCCGAAUGAAUGAAACCGUGACCGUCUGAGCCUCUCCUCUUCCUCCUUCUCCGCCUCUUCCUUCCUCCAUCGAGCCCUUGUCGUCCACCGAGCUGGGGGGGAAUCCGGGCAAAGGGAGCCGCGGCGCUGCGCAGCGGCCGACGGACGCCCCGCCGCGACGCGCAACCAACAUGCUCACCCGGGUCAAGUCCGCCGUGGCCGGGUUCAUGGGUGGAAUCAUGUCCGGGGGCAGCUCCGGGGGAGGCGGGAAUCCUGGUGCCGAAAUGCCGCUGAAAUUCCCGUAUAUGAGACCCGAGUUCCUUGGACUGUCCCCGGAUGAGAUCGAGUGCUCCGCGGACCACAUCGCCCGGCCCAUACUCAUCCUGAAGGAAACCAGGAGAUUACCGUGGGCCACCGGAUACGCUGAGGUGAUUAAUGCUGGUAAGAGUGCGCUGAACGAGGACCAGGCCUGCUGUGAGGUGGUGGUGGCCAGAAAGAGGCCGAUGAGCUACUGCCCCCCCUCAACGCCCAGCAAGACCCCGACUGCCAAGAGACGCAACUCGCUGCCCAACGGAGAAGGUCUGGGCCUGCGAAUGGAGCACAGCAAGCUGGGAGAGGAUGCUGAAGGCCUCGUCUUCCACUACUGGGCGUUGUUCGACGGUCAUGCUGGUUCAGGUGCCGCCGUCGUCGCCGCCCGCCUGCUGCAGCAUCACAUCGCAUGUCAGCUGCAGGCCGUCAUCGAGAUCUUACGCAACCUGGCCUCCCCUCCUCCCACCGUGAUGGGGGAGGAACCCGACAUGAAUCCCUACCUCCAGGGAAACACUCCCGGCCCUCACCGAGCCCUGACCCGGGCCGCCUCCCUACGAGGGGCCACCGGCGCUCCGGGCUCCCCCUGCAGCACGCCUCCUCCGCCCCGCUUCUUCACCGAGAAGAAGAUCCAACACGAGAGCCUGGUGAUCGGAGCCAUAGAGAACGCCUUCAAAGAGAUGGACGCCCAGAUUGAAAGAGAGAAGCAAGUUUAUAACGUCACAGGAGGCUGCACGGCUCUCACUGUGGUUUACCUGCUCGGAAAACUCUACGUUGGGAACGCGGGUGACAGCAGGGCUAUCAUUAUCAGAAACAAUGAGAUCAUUCCCGUGUCAACAGAGUUCACGCCAGAGUCAGAGCGACAGCGACUUCAGUUUCUGGGCUUCAUGCAGCCUCACCUGUUAGGGAAUGAGUUCACGCACCUGGAAUUCCCCCGGAGAGUUCAGAGGAAAGAGGUGGGCAAGAGGAUGCUCUACAGAGACUUCACCAUGAACGGAUGGGCAUACAAGACCAUCGAGGAUGAAGAUCUCAAGUUUCCACUAAUAUACGGUGAAGGGAAAAAGGCGCGGGUGUUGGCCACCAUCGGUGUGACCCGUGGACUCGGUGACCACGACCUCAAAGUCCACGACUCCAACAUCUACAUCAAACCGUUCCUUUCCUGUUGUCCUGAGGUGAAGGUGUAUAACCUGACACAGUAUGAACAUGGUGCUGAUGACGUCCUGGUGAUGGGAACCGAUGGCCUGUGGGACGUCCUCUCUAACCAGGAAGUAGCUGAAGCCGUCACCACCUUUCUGGCCAACUGUGACCCUGAUGACUUGCACAGGUACACAAUGGCUGCACAGGACCUGGUGAUGCGAGCUCGCGGCGUGCUGAGAGAUCGAGGCUGGAGGAUCACCAACGAACGUCUGGGCUCCGGAGACGACAUCUCCGUCUUCAUCAUACCCCUGAUGUACGGCAACCGCCAGCCCUGAGGAGCCACCAGACCAGAGAUGCUUCAGUUCAAGGACCUGAAGGGCCUCAACAGGAUUUAUUAGUCCAGAACUCCGAAAAUCCCCCUUUCAGUUUCCUCGGUGCAGUUUGGCAGAUUCGUUUGCUCCCUAAGACGAGGGAGGUCAAGUGGAACGCAGAUUUGUGGAUGCUUCAUUUCUCUGUAGCAGUUCAGGAUUGGUCAGCUCAGGGGAACUACAGUCAGCACUGCUUCAUUGGUUUGUUUUUGCAAAGGCAAGUCAAGAAAAACAGUAGAUAAUUAAAUUGAAUUCCUAUCAUGAAUCAAAGCUGUCAAGAAUAAUUUGGCCUGUAAAAUGUUGUGCAUGUUGAUGUGAUGGAGGCGACUUCUCCUGAACUUCUGCAGAGAUGAUUAAAAAACGUGAAAGCCUCUCCGAAGAACUGAAGAAAAGCACUCUAACUUUAUUUUUCUGUCCUUGGCUCCUCCUCUUCCUCGACUCUCUUUUAUCCCUCUUUGCUUCUACUAUAUAGUCAACUUGUUUAUUUAAAAAAAUACCUCCUUCGUCUCGCAGCACAGACCAAGCUGACAGGUCAGCUGUAUUUUCCGUUUUGCCACAGUGUGGCUUUGAAGGAUUGCUGAAGAACAAUUACAUGCUUGAUAAACAAGUUGAAGAAAUGACAGUAUGGGUGUAAAAGAAAAAAGACGAAGAGCUGAAGUUAUUCCACCUCAGAGAAGCAAAAAUCCCCAUUUGAGAAGAACUCAUAAGAGGAUCUGAUCCUGUGUGGAGCAACAGGUGGGACAUGGUUUGGCAUGAAAAACAGUCUUGUAAACAUCUCGGCAACAAGGAGAAAGUCACUGUGACAACUCAUUUAAUCUAAAAUCAAAUCCUAAAAUGCUUUUAAAGAUCAGUUUAUGGCAUUUAUCCUGACUGGAUGUUGGAUGUACUUACAUGGGUCCCUUUCUUUAAUAAUAUACUUGUGACACUUGACUUCCCAUAUUUUCCAAGGAUUAGAUGAAAGCAGCUCUUUUGUAUCCGUCCAUUAUAGACAAAGCUACAUCCAGAAAAUAGUUAGCUUAGUUUAGCUUAGCAUAGCGUAAAGACUGGACGCAGAUGGAAAUGGCUAAUGGCUAAAAAAUCUCUCUGUUAAGCUUGCUAAUUACAUAAAGUUAAAUCUAAAUUCUGAAUACAGCAAAGACUGGCAGUUUCCACUCCAUUUGGCCUUUGUGGAAUUCAGAAACUGUUAGCUUAGCAAAUAGUGGCUGGGUUAAAUGACUUAUGGCUGCAAAGCUCUUGAAAACCUGCAAAGCUUGCAAAUUAGAUGACGCUAAAUCUGUCGUUUGAAUACACAAAAGACUAGCUGUUUCUUCUCUAUCUGGUCUUUUUGGGAAUUCAGAAACCUGUAGCUUAGCAUAGCAUAUGGAAGGAAUGGGGAAUCGGCUAAUGGCUAAAAACCUCUCGAAAACCUGUAAAAUAUGCUUACUAAAAUAAGUUACAUUUGUUUUUGAACACUGCAAAGUCUAGCUAUUUCUGUUCUAUUUGGUAUUUAUGGGAACUCAGAAGCCAUUCGCUUCCCAUAAAGACUGCAGGCAGAAGGAUACUGCUAAUGGCUAAAAAACUAACAAAAAUGUGAAAGCUUGCUAACUACAUGAAGUUAAAACUGUAUUUGGAGUACAGUAGGUCCUAGCUGUUUCUGUUCCAGCUGGUCUUUAUGGAAUUCAGAAACUGUUCCCUUAGCUUAACAUAAAGAAUGGGGGUAGGAGGAAAUGGCUAAUAGCUUAAAAGCCUCUGUCAAACAUGUAAAGCAUGCUAAUUACUUGGACUUAACUUUUAAAUAUAUUUUUUUCUGUUAAAUCAGGUCUUUAUGGGAACCAAAGGUGUAGCUACGAAUUAACAGAUACAAUGAGAGACUGUAGUAAUACUUAUAAAUUGCAUACGGACAACCACAGAAUUUGUAGAAACCUAGCAAAUUUCCUUAAAACAUGGAAGAAUAACCAUUAAUAAAACUCAACAUUAGAUUAAAUGACUUGCACAUCAGUUCGCACUUUAGACUAAUAACUCACCGAGGAGCCAUGAUAUGGAAGACUGAACAGGUAAAUAUUCCCUGCAACAGGGAGGAUUUAAUAAGAUGCAUAAAAAUCAUGAAACACAAUCAAAGUCAAGCUGAUGUAAAAAGAAAACACGGAGGCUUUCUUUUGCUUUUAACAUGUUUUGCAUGUUUCAUAAGCUUGAUGCUAUGUUCAGAGGGAUGGGUUUGGAGGUGAAGUGUGGAUGUAGUUACCUUAUGUGUCGGUGCAUGCAGUGACAUGUUCUGGGCCUGGGAUUAUGAGCAACGGUGCAAUGGUCUAAACUGCUGUUUGUUUUAUAUGGACUGAAUUUGUAUUUAUGUAAUGUAUCAGAGAACUGGUGAUGAUGUUAUUUGUUUAAUGUGCAAAAUGAAGAAAAAACAUGCAUAUAUUUAUAAGGUUGUUUUCCCCCCUCAAGAGAUAUUAGCAUCCCAGAUAUUUAGCAGAAGGGAGCUAAAGGAUGAAAUUAAGCAUGAAUGAAGGGAAUGAAAGGACAGUGCUAAUGGCCAUAUGCGAAACCAAAUCAUGUGCUGUGUUUGCACGAUUUUGCCAUCUUUUUGAGUUUAUUCACUGGACUCUAGAAAGAGCAGUGAUGGCAAGAGUUUAGUUGAUCAGGUCACAUCAGGUUUAGAUGCAGGAGAUGUGAAGAACUAUCAAAAGAAAGAUCAAAAGAAAGUUUAUUUUUGAGAAGUUUGAUUCCAAGAUGACGAAAAAAAGCUAUUGCAGAUGAAACAAACUGCAUGUUUUGAAGGAACUGUUGACCUUGACUGAAAAAAUACAACAGGGAUGUCCUAGAAUAUUCGAUAUGUAGGGUUUUAGAGUUAUAUAGGUUUACUUAAGGCUUGACUGCCAAGUGGGAAUAUGUCCCAACUUUGUGAAACAAGAUAUUACGGUGAUUAAUCGAAGCAAAGAGGUAGCAUUGCCAGGAUGAGAAAGCCAUUGAAGAAAAAGAGGAAAUAAAGUUCAAUAUUCUGGGAAUACCUAUUCUCGUUCUUUCCCAGAGUUAGAUGAAAAAAUCGAUACCACUCAUGUCUUAACGGUGAAUAGGAAGCUACAGUUAGCAGCCACCUAGUUUAGCUUAGCACUGAGGAAACAGCUAACCUCACUCUGUUUAAAGAAGCUCCCGAGUAAAGAAAACAUCCAAUGUAGAUACAUCCAUCCAUUCUCUAUACACCGCUUUAUCCUCACAAGGGUCGCAGGGGGUGCUGGAGUCUAUCCCAGCUGACUCGGGCAAAGACACCCUAGACAGGUUGCCGGUCUGUCACAGGGCUACAUAUACAGACAAACAAGCACACACACAUUCACACCUAUGGGCAAUUUAGAAUAGUCACUUAACCUCAGCAUAUUUUGGGACUGUGGGAGGAAGCCGGAGUGCCCGGAGAAAACCCACGCAUGCACAGGGAGAACAUGCAAACUGCAUGCAGAAAGAUUCCAGGCCUGGGCCGGGAUUUGAACCGGGGAUCUUCUUGCUGCAAGGCAAAAGUGCUAACCACUACGUCACUGUGCAGCCUCUGAUGUAGAUAUAUUUAAGCCAAUUUUGUAUGUAUGUGUAAAUACAUGUUUUUUUGCAAUUGUUCUUCAAAUCUGUCCAAAUUGACAGAAAAUUUCACCAGGAAUAAGAUACUCAGAAAUUUGGGUAUUUUUUUGGUUUGUCAAAAUACCAUAUUGAAGAAAAUAUCACUGCUAAUGUAUAAUGGUCACAAACUGUAAAUUGUGUUGUGCUACUGCCGAGUCAAGGCAUAAAAUGGUGCCUCUGCUACAAAUGUUCAGGGAAAACUUUAUACGUAUCCGGUUAAAACUAGACUUUCAGAUCUUAUCUUUUAUGAAUACAGUGACUGGAAUUGCUUAACAAAUUGCCAGUAAUGAACUAAUAGUGUGUGUAACAUUAGCCUAAGUUAGACUGCCAUUGUUGUUAAAGGAGCAAUGGACUUCAUUGCUAACACAUUAGCUUCCGCUCAAAUGACAAGUUAUAAAAAUUACAUCUCAAAUCAACACUCAACAGAUUCAGUUCACCACCGCUGAUACUAACUUUUUAAUCCGCUAUGUUACAGACUUUAGUGACAAACUAUAGCUACCUAUACCACUAACAUGGCAAACAGUUGUUGUUUAACUACAAGUUAUAUUAAAAUUAUCAUUGUAGUAAAAUUUGGCAACUAUUCCAGCACAGAUUAGCUGAUUGUCCAUCUCUGGUUUUAAUGGUAAGCUAAGCUAACAGGCUACUAGCUGUAGCUUUGUAUUAACUCAACAUACACAAGUGUGGUAUCAAUCUUCUCAUCUGACUCGCCUCCACAACGUGAAUAUGAUCCACAAUAUGAAACUUUUAAUUGUAAGUCACAUGAUAUGUGCCAUGGGCUAUUGUACCAUCAUAGCUUGGACUUUUUUUUGCAGUUGACAAUUCUUAUCUACAUUCCUCCUACUUGCAGCAGUCAUUUACAUUUACCUGAAGUUCAUAUGGUGCCGUUUUUUUUCCUGUACAUUCCAUGAAAGACAUUUUUUAGUAUUCUAUUAUAUAAAUGUCAUCAUUAUUUGCUGUUAGCAGGUGUUUCAAAUUCAGUUUGUACUCAAUAAUUUCUCGAAAGCCUGCUUUUAUUUUCCUAUGAGUGAUUUAUAUUUUCCGUGUGCUUUGCUUUUAGAGUUUUCUGAUGCCACCUAAGCUUUGUAUUAGCAUGUUUUACAAGUUUUUAAACUGUGAACAUGUUAAAGCAACAUCCAAAUGGUGCAUCUUUGAAUGUUCAUCCCUCUACGUGAUGCUAUAUAAUGUCAUUAAGCCUUUUUCUCUUAGAUGAAUGUGGAAAAAAUGAUUAUAUGAUUUUUUUUUCUCAUCCUAUUGUGCCACCCAGCUGCUGCACAUCAACUCAGGUUCAACUAUCAUGUUUAGAGAAAGGGUUUUCUAAAGGCCGGGAGUCCUCCGUGAUGGUUUAUUCGUUCCACUACAUUUGUAAAUACGUGGGAGCGGAUUGUAAAAGAAGCUCUUAGACUUGAACGUUUACUUCGUCCUUUCAGCUCGACUGUAGGUUUCUGUUUUUGAAGUAUUGUGCGCGUCAUCCUUGCUGUUGUGUUUUUUUUCUACUUUAGACUAGAAGGUUUGGGAAAAUGUGAAAGCGAUGGGAAGGUUGCUUUUUUUCUGCAGCAGAGGAAAAUCGGAAGCAUUUUUCAGUGAUCAUUGUGCUACCCUCAACCUCCAUGUUUGUGAAUGUGAAAUGUACAUUUUAUAUACCGAAAAAGAUAACUUAAGGAAAGAGUAUUUUUAAUGUUUCCUUGUGCAACUUUGAGGGAUGGUGGGGAACCAAUGUUUACCUUCAGUGUUUCUUAUCCAGAAAUGAAAAAAAAACAUGAAUAAAUGUUCAAGAUAAAUGUAAAACAAAAAAAAGGAAAAGGGUAGUUUGUCUCAUUAAAAAAAAAUCUAAAAUUGAAUGUCAAGUACAACUUAUGCUCAACAUGUAAGGGCCCAAAAUCAAUAGUCCCCCCAAAUCUUUUCCGGUUUCAGUCCAAAUCAAUCUCAAGAAGCAAGAAACAAAAGAGAAGCACAGGCGAGCUGAUCAAUGUUGUUGCUGUCUGUAUUCCCUGGGUUCUCCUUGUGGGAAGCAGAAACUAACAAACAGGGUCAACUGGCCUCCAAAAGACUAGUUGGACUUUGUGAGCGGACAGCGGAGGGAUUUAUUAGUGGAACAACGGCGUACCAGCUGAAUCUCAAACAUUUUGCAGGGAACACUGACAGAGAUGAAGCCUUUCCUACAGCAAACUACAGCACAGUGAAUUUCAGAAAUAGUUCUUCAUGAAGAUGAAGUUUUCCUGGUUAACAGCCAUUAUCCCAAGAUAACCUACAUUAAUCACAGAGGAUAUGUGAAGAGAAACACAUGAACGAUGACCAGUCGCUAACGUGAUAACUGCCUUAAUCCAAAACUACGUUUCCUUUAAGAGACUGAAUGAAAACACUGAGUUGGAGCAUUGCUGAGGAAAAGCUACACAUCAUGUUUUAUUGUUUGCCUUGGAAAGUUGCCGCUCAUUCUCCAAAGUACCUCAUUGUAAUACAUCACAUUUGAUCGGUACAAUUUGGCAUUCAAACGAAUUUAAAAUGGACCCUGUGUAUGCAGCCUGGUCAGCCAAAAAUUACAUUCUACACAACUAAUUUGCACCAUUAAAGUCAUUUGUUUCCCUCUAAUAACAGACCACUGUGCCAUGGUAGGAAAACCACAAAAUCUAUGCUUGGAAGGUAGUCUGACACACUUUUUACCCAGGAGUCAGGGUUUGUGUCUUAUGUGGGGCCGUUAUAUUUACUCUUAAGUUUUGUUUUCACCCACUGUUCGAAACGGUUAGCACAGUCUUGCAAAAAAAAAAACACCAUUUUACAGCACAGAAUGGUCUGACUGCACCUCACCAUCAUUCUGCUAUAGGAGGGGGGGGAAAUGCUCAUUUAUUUAAAGCAAACACAAUUAUCAUGGGUGGAGCAAAGGGAAUAGUGUUGAGUGGAAUCAUUUUGGUGCAACAUUUGCACGCAUGUAGGCAAGCGCUGUCAUUAAAGUAAUUCACUGCAGUAAAUUAGCAGGGCUACCUUCCUGCAAACUCCAAAUCUACAUUGUCAGAACUUGAAAUUUGCAUUAUUGCAGGUUGCUGCUCGGAGAUCGUUGGUGUUUCCCAUGUUGAAGUAGAUUUUGAAAAUGGUAACAUGUAGCCUGGUCUAUUUCACCAGUUGUAUCCUGCAGGUAUCGGUCUGCUAUCUAUUUUAUUGAUGGGAAAUGACAACAUUCUCAGAGCAGCAAUCUAUACACAAACUUUCCAACGUGCAAUAAGGCAGCCUGCUUGGUUGUUUUGGUGAAUUAGGCAUUUUAAUGACAGUACUCGUCUCCUCACGUGCAAAAGUUCUACCAAAACAGUGUCCACUGAUACUAUUCUGGAGGGACACUAUUGUAUCCUGGGCUCAGCACCAUCCAAGACACUUGUGACUGUUUUAAAGAAAUACAAACAAGCCAGAGUUUUUUUUUCCUUUUGUUAAAUGUUGCAAAAUUUCAAUGAGGUACAGCCAGACCAUUCUUCAGUACUGAGGAUAGCUGUCUUUGCGAAACUAGAUUUAGGCCCCAAAACUCCAAGGUUGUAUUUGUAAAAAUAUCCUUCUUUGGGUUAAACUCAAUCUUUUCUCAUUGUUUACUUCAUGUUAUAAUCUUGGUCAAGUUUAGGCAUGAAAAUUAAUGCUUAUGUUCAGGAAAAAUAUCUUGUGUUGGGUUAAAAUAUUUCUUUUUUGACAUGUUUGAAGCUUUUCCUUAACAUUUUUUGUUGCCAGGACAAAAGUCAAUAUUGGAUUGGUUGACAACUGAAAAACAGUACAAUAAAUGGUAAAGACAG
Acanthochromis polyacanthus (spiny chromis) is the source of this 9628-nucleotide messenger RNA. Its product is annotated as protein phosphatase 1H-like. Gene Ontology annotation, molecular function: protein serine/threonine phosphatase activity. The transcript has 10 exons. NCBI's taxonomy places the organism in Eukaryota, Metazoa, Chordata, Actinopteri, Pomacentridae. The coding region runs from base 663 to 2249 and encodes 528 amino acids. Gene Ontology annotation, biological process: protein dephosphorylation. The record is from RefSeq and is a predicted model, not a curated record.